GUUGUUAAAAGUAGAAACCAAGGGACCUUGCCUACUUAGGCCCCGGGGCAAAUAGGGGCUCCCUGCAGAGGGGCCACCAGGGCCCUUUUCUUCACAAGAGGGGCAGCAGUGGCAGCGACCCUUGGCAGCGUGGCCUCAGGCAGAAGCCCAGUAUGUACCUGAGGUCCCAGGCUCACAAAGAGGGAUGGAGGUAUACAGUGAAUAAAAGGAGGUGUAUGGCCCUUAGACCAUGGCUGCAGGGUAUGGGAGAGAAGGAAGACUUGAGCUCUGAAAACUACCAGCUUACCCUGAUGACAUUACAAACUAAGAUCUGGCAUAUCCUUGUGCUCAUAAUGAGAAUAGUUCUGCUGCAAUCAAUCAAGAUGAACCUCAUGGACAUCACCAAGAUUUUCUCCCUCCUGCAGCAUGACAAGGAGGAAGAGGACACCGACACAGGGGAGAAGCAGGCUCUCAAUCAAGCAGUGUAUGACAACGACUCCUAUACCUUGGACCAGCUUUUGUGCCAGGAGCGUUACAAACGUUUCAUCAACAGUAGAAGUGGCUGGGGUGUUCCUGGGACACCCUUGCGGUUGGCUGCUUCUUAUGGCCACCUCAGUUGUUUGCAGGUCCUCCUGGCACAUGGUGCUGAUGUUGACAGCUUGGAUGUCAAGGCACAGACACCACUUUUUACUGCUGUCAGUCAUGGCCAUCUGGACUGUGUGCGUGUGCUUUUAGAAGCUGGUGCCUGUCCUGGUGGUAGUAUCUACAACAACUGUUCUCCUGUGCUCACAGCUGCCCGUGAUGGUGCUGCUGCCAUCCUUCAGGAACUCUUAGGCCAUGGUGCAGAGGCCAAUGUCAAGGCUAAACUACCAGUCUGGGCAUCAAACAUAGCUUCAUGUUCUGGCCCCCUCUAUUUGGCUGCAGUCUAUGGGCAUCUUGACUGUUUCCGCCUGCUUUUGCUCCAUGGGGCAGACCCCAACUACAACUGUACUGACCAGCACCUAUUGGCUCGUGUCCCACGGCCCCGCACCCUCCUUGAAAUCUGCCUCCACCAUAAUUGUGAGCCAGAGUACAUCCAGCUACUAAUUGAUUUCGGUGCUAACAUCUACCUUCCAUGUCUCUCCCUGGACGUGAACUUGCAAGAUAAUAAAGGCACUGCAUUGCUGCUACAGGCCCGAGCCACUCCACGGUCACUACUGUCACAGGCCCGUUUAGUUAUCCGCAGAGCCCUGCACCAGGCCAGCCAGCCACAAGCCAUUGACCAGCUGGAUCUUCCCCCUGUGUUGAUUAGCUACCUCAAACACCAACUGUAAUCUUGCAGCCUUAACAGAAACCCACAAUACCUACAAAAACCACCUGGGGACCCAGGUAGCUGAAGGGCACUAGAGCUCCACCCAUUCACCUGGAGCUUCUCCAUAUACUCCACAAUAAGAUACUCAUCAAAAUAAAUCCUGGUGGCUGCUCUCCUGUAUUAUCCUCCACAAUAAAAUCCUCAUCAAAAUAA
Molecule: messenger RNA, 1483 nt
Organism: Acinonyx jubatus (cheetah)
Lineage: Eukaryota; Metazoa; Chordata; Mammalia; Carnivora; Felidae
Gene: ASB12
Product: ankyrin repeat and SOCS box containing 12
Exons: 4
Coding region: 153-1292 (379 amino acids)
Biological process (GO): intracellular signal transduction
Molecular function (GO): protein binding
Source: RefSeq, a predicted model, not a curated record